AGGAGAGAGGGGUGGUUGUGUGGAGAUGGAUAAGAUGGGUGUGGGGCGAUAGAGGCAACGCCGUACGGCCGCAGCGGAGUCCUUUGCAGCGGUGCAUCAUCCCCUGCACCCCCAGGACCGCCCUCCGUUUGCCGUCGGGGUGGCCCGGGAGGGGGCAUCCAUCCCUGCAGGGCAUUUCCCAGCGGAAAGACGCGCGGGAGGGGCUGGAGCCCCUUCAGCCCUUCCCUGUCGUCGACUUUCUCGGGGCGAGGGUGAGGGAGUUGCCUUUCCCUUCCCGCUAGUGGCCCACGUGGCCAGCUCCAGGUUGGGCACGUCUACUCGGGAGCAAGUGUCCCACCAGGUGGGUGAUCCGAAGUCAGCCGCCACGAAGCAUCAAGGCCGGAGGAAAAAGGGAUUCUCUGAAAUCUCGAAGGUGCCACCCAAACAGCCGGUGCUUCGGGGGCCCCCUGACAGUUGAUGCUACCAACUGUUCGUGGCUAAGGUGCUGCAGUGCUUUCCCCCCUUUAUUUUUUGUUGCAAGACACUCCUCCAGUUGUCCGGCUGGAACUUAAAUCAAUAUCAGAGGGGGGGGGGUAAAAUGGAGAUGGGUGGCGUUUUUGGCUGCCUUUUUUCAAUUAAAAGCGUGCUUUCCUUCCAGGCUGUAUUGCCUGCGGUAAAGCAUCGCCAGCAUUACAUGGCCAGAGCCGGACUGGGGUAUAUACCACUUUCUCACUCAUUUUUAAAUUGGCUUUUUGAAUUUUCUGCUUUCCCCCACUGUGGCUGGCUGUGCCCCAGACACCUGGGGCGGGGCCCCCUCUCCUCUGUGCACUGCAUGAGAAACACUCUUCAGGGCUCAGUUAGCCUUCUGUGCUGAUCUUCCGCAACUGUUCCGGCAGCAGUUCUUUUGCCUUAAGCAAAUGAAUUGAUUUUUCUCCUUCUAAUGGUUCGGGAGCAAUCUAGGCUGUGGAGGUAUAGGAUGCAACUGAAUAAUAUGCUAUUUUCCCCCCUUUCGUUUGUCAUGUCUUCAAAAAAUCCUCAGUGCAAAGCCGGAAGUAGCUUGCUUGGAGGCUUAGUGAGGGCAGAAUGCUGGGCAGAGCAUGGCUGCAACUUUCGGGAGGAGGCUUGACUAAGUAGAGCAUCUUCUUUGCAUGCUGAAGUUCCCAAGUUGUCUGUCGGAGCAGACAAUACUGGCGUUGAUAGACUGACCGUCUGACUCAAUAUACCUCAACUUCAUCUGACUUCUAGCUGAAAUUAUAUUCAGGCAUUAAGGAGCCAUGGUGGGGGAAAAUAUUGUUCUCUGGCAUGGAACAAUAGAUGACAGGAGUCAAUCUUCUGAGCAGUGGCAGUCUAUCUGAGCGAGAGAAGAAUAAAUGAAGGAGGGAGCCAGGAGGACUUUCUUGGCCAGCAGUUGGGGGCCAAAAAGAUAACACCACUUUACAACACGCAGUCCUAUCUCUUGGAGGAAUCCGACCUCUUUGACCACACGUCACUUCCAGCUUGAACGGGAUCAUUAUCCAGAAUUAUCUGCAGCAGGAACCGUCAUCGGUACAAAGACUUGAAACUGCAGAAGAGGGCUUUCCGAUUGAGCCCAGCGGCCCGAAACCAGUGGCUGACACUUGGAGCUGAACUCCCAACGUUUGAGACCCUGCCUGAGCGCUCGGAGAGUCCUUCAGGACACCCCCAGUUAUUCUGGAUAGGAAUGGUUCCUCCCUUACUGAAACUCAGGCACCUUGGCGCCGUUCCUUCGCUGCCUCAGCGCACCCUGGACUCUUCCUGCAGUUUUAUCAACUUUCCCUUCCCCCCAUGUCUCGUCGAUGUGGAGUUUCAGCGGCAGAGGAUGUAGGGCCUCCUACUUCUCUCAGGCCUGUCCCUACGGAUCCCUGCUGGGCUGUGUGGAAGACCGCCGGGCCGAGACAUCACGUCUGUACUGUUGCCAUGUCUGCCUCCUGAGAUGCCAGGCCGUGGGACAAAAUGGAAGCUGCCAAUGCCAAAUCCUUCCUCUGGGAGACUUUCCCCCCGCUGCCCACUUGUCGCGUGUACUGCAGCCCAGCCUAUCAGGACGGGCACCUCUUUGUGGUGGGGGGCUGCAGUCAGCAGGCGUUCCCCGUGGACACUGGGGACAUGUUGGACGUGGUUUCCCGGAAGUGGCUUUCGCUGCCGCCUAUGCCUACCCCUCGGGCAGGGGCUGCCACGGCGAUGCUGGGCAAGCAGCUGGUGGUGAUUGGAGGGGUGGACUCCAGACAGAGCCCUCUGGCAUCAGUUGAAGUCUACAACAUGGACGAAGGCAAGUGGGAGAAGAAAGCGGACCUCGCGCAGGCAUCGAUGGGCAUCUCUGCGGUUGAGAAAGAUGGCGCAGUUUACGCCUUCGGUGGGAUGGGCUCAGACACGUCUCCUCAAGCGCUGGUGAGGUUGUAUGAGCCGUCAAAGGACCAUUGGCUGCCCCUACCUUCUAUGCCCACACCCUGCUACGGGGCCUCCACUUUCUUGCAUGGAAACAAGAUCUAUGUGAUGGGAGGAAGGCAGGGGAAGCUGCCCGUCACAGCCUUGGAAGCCUUCGAUCUGGAAGUGAGGAGCUGGACACGCUACCCCAGCGUGCCCAGCCGGCGUGCCUUUGCCAGCUGUGCCAUGGUUGACGGCUGCUUUUUCAGCCUGGGAGGACUGCAGCAGCCCGGCCCCCACAAUUUCUAUUCCCGGCCCCACUUUGUCAACACUGUGGAAAUGUUUGACAUGGAGGAGGGGUCCUGGAGUCGGCUGAGCCGAGCCACCCGCAUGAGGGAUAAGAGGGCUGACUUUGUGGCUGGCAGCUUGGGUGGGCGUGUGGUGGUAGCCGGUGGCCUCGGGAACCAGUCAAGUCCUCUAAGCUCCGUGGAAGGGUUUAACUUGGCAAAGAAGAAAUGGGAACCGCUGCCCUCCAUGCCGACAGGACGCUGCUCCUGCUCUAGUUUGCAGGCUGCCAACCUGCUCUUUGUGAUCGGAGGGGUGGCCCAAGGCCCCAGCAGCACCGUGGAGGCCCUGUGCCUCCGGGACGGGGUCUGAGAGACGUGCCCUGGUGGAGGGGGUCCUUCUGCCCACCCCCGAGACGAGCCAAGAGGGCUGAAGUGCCUGACAACGGUGACAAGACGUGCAUUACGAGAGAGCAGGGAGGAGAGCAUGCGCUUUGCCCCCAGCGUGGCGGCCCCGCAGCAGUGACCUUUUCCUUUCGCUGUUUUCCAAACAACGCAUUCCAUCUCCUCAAAAGCGCAGAGUAGCUUGGAGACCGUCUGCGGUCUGUUCUGCAGGUGGGGCAGGGGUCAAGCAGCAGGUCUCUGUUCUCGCCUGCCGGAGCGAGGUAAACUCAGCGGAGCUGACUCUUUCAACACCGGAGCAAAAGGCCCCGGGCCCCUCAGCUGUGGUUUCGUCACUGCACGUUACCGUCGGACUCCCAAAGCAGCACCAAGCGGGUGUCUUGAGAAUAGGGGCAGAGCUGUGCUUCUCAGGUUAGGACCGGCCGUGUAAUUUCAUCGCCCAGCUCACAAUUUAACUCCCGUCUCUUUGUUAUCGCUCCUUCAAUUGGAUUUUAGAUUGUAAGCUCUCCAGGGCAUGCUUUCUCUCUCUCUUUCUCUCUCUUACCGUUCUGCAAAAUGCCAUGUACGUUGAUGGUGCUAUAUUCACAACAGUCCACAUUUAAUGCACCAGAAAAGGGUGAAGCGACAGCCCGAGGAACGGGAGUUGAGCACAGGAGAUGGGGGACACGUGACCACGCGUGGCCCCUCUGCCCGUGUUCUUGCCAUGCCCAUUGAGCUGUGUAAGUUGGCCCUUGGCUGCAAAGGGGCAGUGGGAUUUCCUCAGCUGGCCCUGGGGAAAGGUAUAUGAAGGGAGCUGUCAGGUCAGGAGAGCAGGUACGCCCGGGUUACUGUUUUCAGCUGUCCUUGCUAGCAUUUUUAUGUUUGUCUCUUAUGCUGCACAGCUGAGUCAUCUCUAGGGAGGCUGGGUGUAGCCAUGACGCCUUGUGGUGUGUUCUUAACCCGGUCUGUGUCUCAUGUAGCACAUACGGUGCCCUCUAGCUCAGUGCCUAGGAGGUGAUGUAGCACCUCAUUUCAAUAAAACCGGCGGGAUUUUUUUCCCUCCCAUUCUUUUGUG
Sphaerodactylus townsendi is the source of this 4098-nucleotide messenger RNA. It is a transcript of the gene KLHDC8B, whose product is annotated as kelch domain containing 8B. The record is from RefSeq and is a predicted model, not a curated record. Lineage: Eukaryota; Metazoa; Chordata; Lepidosauria; Squamata; Sphaerodactylidae. Gene Ontology annotation, molecular function: protein binding. The transcript has 8 exons. The coding region runs from base 1951 to 3015 and encodes 354 amino acids.